CUUAAACAAAAGCUAAUGCCCCAGACUUUGACCAUAUCUUGAUAUUUGUAUUUCAAAUCGACUGGCCUUUAGUUAUGUUUGCUCUAUCUGACCAAAAAAAAACAAACAUCAGUGCCAACUUAAACUAGAAGAACAUUAAACUGAUAGAUAGUGUUUCAAAGUUUCUACCACUAGAGGGAAACAGAGAGGCUAGAUAGAGAGAGAUAGAAGGAAAGGACAAGAACAUCACUUCCUUAAGUGUAUUCGCCAUUGAAAGUUUACAUAUUAGCACGUUGGACAGCCGCCCGUCAACAGCUGAAGAAUGGCGUACCUAACAGAAGACUUUGACCACGAUCAGCCACAAAUAAGCAUCAAUCGGCAUGUCCAGGAGAGUGGUGAUGCAGGUUUCUCUAUGCACAUGGUGCACAAGUUUACUGAUCCUGAUGAAAACCCUUGUCUGCCAAUAGUGGCUAAAAACAGCUCUGUGCGACCCAUAACAAAUGAAGGAAUCUCUGAGCUUCCAGAGAAAGCAGAAAAAAACAUCACCAGAAGAUGGUACCGAGUUACAGGGUGUUGGAAAAGGGUUCGGGAAAUUACAACGUGUGGGUGUGGAACAAGAAAGCUACCCUCAAUUGAUGCCCUCAGGGGAAAAGGGCGAGCUAGAGGAAGCUGUGAAGCAACCUGAAGUUUCCGCCAUGAUAGAAGCAGAUGAAAUGGGGGGAGGAGAUGGCUGCAAAAUGGAUGCCAAGCCAAAAAACCCACAAAAAGGUCAAUCAUCGGCUCCAGGAACGGGAAGAAAAAAGAAGUGCCAUGGGAGGGAAAGAAAGGAGAGCCAGAGGACUGCAGUUUACCUUGGCAUUUUGGUGGCCAUUACACUACUGCAUGUCACUGAUGCAUUUCCUGCAGGUUUCUGCUAUACCUGCAAGGACAAAGAAAAAUGCCAACAUUUAUUGGCGAUAUAUGAUGGUAAUAAUGACACUACUCCGCUAUACUCGAGACCGCUUGACGAGGACAUCCCUGAAUGCUCUAGAAGCUCUACUCCCCUAAACAUCUGCUUUGCCUGCCGAGGAGCAAAGAACGUCCUCAUCCACUGCUCAAAGAACAUCACCAACCUACAGCCAGAGGGCAACAGUGGAUUUAUAGACAACGUCUCUCCAGGAUGUGAACAGGAGCUGAAAUCAGAUGUUGGCCACCAUGCUCAUCUUGGGCUCAUCUUUAGUGCUGCUCUCUUUGCGAUUGUGAUUGUGAUUGCCAUACUGGCAUGCUGGCGAUCUAAAUUAACAGGUGAUCAAGAAAGGCAGUGCCAAGCCAAAGGCCACCUCCCCACUUUCAGACAGCUUCGCUUCGCGCCACUCCAACAUAACCCAGCUGCCUUCUCUUUAUUUGGCAUUUGGCUUUUUGCUUUUGAUUGUGUUUCUGUAAACAAAUUUAAUUAAACAUGAUCAUAUUUUUGUACUGAAUCAAUACUUGUUAUUCUGUUGUUAAAUC
Cololabis saira (Pacific saury) is the source of this 1467-nucleotide messenger RNA. RefSeq lists its product as uncharacterized. NCBI's taxonomy places the organism in Eukaryota, Metazoa, Chordata, Actinopteri, Beloniformes, Belonidae. The record is from RefSeq and is a predicted model, not a curated record. The transcript is spliced from 9 exons. Bases 480 to 1415 code for a protein of 311 amino acids.